Bemisia tabaci is the source of this 3667-nucleotide messenger RNA. Its product is annotated as ATP-dependent DNA helicase DDX11. Gene Ontology annotation, molecular function: hydrolase activity, acting on acid anhydrides, in phosphorus-containing anhydrides; DNA helicase activity; ATP binding. Gene Ontology annotation, cellular component: nucleus. NCBI's taxonomy places the organism in Eukaryota, Metazoa, Arthropoda, Insecta, Hemiptera, Aleyrodidae. The record is from RefSeq and is a predicted model, not a curated record. Gene Ontology annotation, biological process: nucleobase-containing compound metabolic process; establishment of sister chromatid cohesion.
UGUAGAAGCACAGUCAAAUUCUGGGCCUUGAAAUUUCACUCCUGAAGAAGGCGCAAAUGUAACCUUGCUUGCGCACUGGACUAAUAGAAAAUUUCAUUUAAAACGGAACACAUGGAUCCACCAUCAGAUUUCCCAUUUCCUUUUCCACCCUAUGAGCAGCAACACAGAUUCAUGCGAGAACUAUUCCUGGCCAUCGAAAAUAAGAAACUUGGAAUUUUUGAGAGCCCCACAGGAACGGGUAAAUCAUUGAGCAUGAUUUGUGGUACACUGUGCUGGCUACUCAAACAUGAAGAAAGGGAGAAGAAAGAAUUGGAAGAGGCAAUCUCAAAACUGGAAGCAGCCAUCAAGAAAAGUGAUGCAGAGGCUGGUGAUGAUUGGUUGAGUGCUCAGGGUGCAACAAUGAAGUUGAAACAGGAAAAGAUAGAGGCCCGCAUGAAACUCGAAGGACUGAUUAAAAAUGAGGAGCGGAUCAAAGCUAUUCGGUCCAAGAAAGAAAGAUCUGAGAAGAAAAAAGUUUACAACAAAUCGAAAACUGCAGGUCCAAAAUCAGCUGAAAAUGAAAACGAAGGACCGGAAAAGCCUACGAAUUAUGAUGAUGAUGAAGAUAUACUGUUGGAGGAUGACAUACUUCUGAAGACAAGUGUAGACAUAGAUGAUGAAGAUGAGGACAAAGAGAAUGAAGAUUUGUACUCAGGUGUUAAAGUAAUAUUUUGCUCCAGAACCCAUUCUCAACUGUCUCAGUUUGUAAGUGAAGUUCAACGUAGCCCGUUCUCUGAUGACAUACGAUUGGUGCCACUAGCCUCCAGACAGAAUUAUUGUAUCAAUGAUGCUGUAAGAAAGCUGUCCAAUUUGUCCUUAAUAAAUGAAAGAUGCAAUGAACUUCUUCAAAAGAAAUCAAAGUCAGUGGCAACCAAGCAAACUGCUAAUGGCGAAAAAGUUAAAAGAAAAAAAUGUGCUUCUGCUGGCUGCCUGUAUAACAAUUCAAACAACAUUGUUGAGCUCAGUGAUGACAUCAUCACAGAGGUGCAAGAUGUGGAACAACUUGUUGCGGCUGGUCGUUCGCUUAGUGCAUGCCCGUAUUUUGCAUCACGCGGCGCUGUGCCUAACUCCCAGAUAAUUGUAGUGCCUUAUAACACCUUACUUCAUAAACCAACGCGGGAUGCCUGUGGGGUGAAACUUAAAGACAAUGUUGUUUUGAUCGAUGAAGCUCACAACUUACUGGAUGCCAUUGCACAAACUCACAGCACCUCCAUCACGGGAAUGCAGAUUGCAUAUGCAUACAGUCAGUUGUCACAGUACAGGGACAAGUAUGAAUCUCGUUUUAGUGCCACCAACUUACUGUAUCUGAAUCAGCUGAUUUACAUUGUCGGAAAGCUCAUCAGUAUGUUAGGAGGUAAACCAGGCUGUGACCCAAUCGAAAGCAGCAGAGGAGGAAUCGACACAAAACUUUAUGAAGUUCCAAAUUUUGUCUUUCAAGCUCAGAUUGACAAUCUCAAUAUUUACCAAUUACUAGAAUUUUGCACUAAAAGCCGAUUAACUCACAAGCUGCAAGGUUUUUCGGAGCGGUAUCAGCCUUCAGUUGUUAUCCACAAACCAACCCCUCCUGCAACGGGGGGAAUCAAAUCAUUUUUGCAGCAAAUUGUCGAUGAUAAGAAAAAAAUCAAAAAGAAGGUUGAACCAGAACCUGUGGAAGAAAAACCUAAAGAUCAACCGACUUGCAACAACCCUAUCCUGCCUGUAUUAGCUUUCAUCACAAGUUUAACAAGUCACACAGAGGAUGGAAGGGUUGUCUGCUCCAGACAAGCAACUGUUGGUAAAGGGUCGCUCAAAUUCUUGCUCCUGAAUCCUGCCAGUCAGUUUGUGCAAGUUGUUAAAGAAGCCAGAUGUGUAAUACUGGCUGGAGGUACAAUGGAGCCUAUCAGUGAGUUCAAGGAACAACUCUUCAUGGCAGCUGGCGGAGACCCAGCUCGAAUUGUUCAUCACUCUUUUGAUCAUGUCAUUCCACAGGAAAAUAUUUUACCAAUUAUUUUCAAUGCUGGUCCCACCGGCAAGCAACUGGAUUUCUCCCACCAGUUUAGAUCAACUCAGUCCAUGCUGAGUGAGUUGGGACGAAUUUUGAUCAAUGUAUGCAAUGUAGUUCCUGCCGGUGUAGUCUGUUUCUUCCCUUCUUACGAUUAUGAAAACCUGGUUUUCACGCAUUUUGAGAAGACUGGCGUGAUUGAAAAAAUAUCCCUCAAGAAGAAAGUUUUUCGUGAACCCAAGAAACCUGGCCAGGUUGAGACUGUGUUAUCCCAGUAUGCAGCAGUGAUUCAUCAAGCUGGAUCUGGUAGUAAACUGAGUGGUGCUCUGCUUUUCAGCGUAAUAGGAGGCAAGUUAAGUGAAGGUUUGAACUUUAGUGAUGACCUUGGACGUUGUGUGGUAGUUGUUGGUUUACCUUACCCCAAUUCUCAGUCACCAGAACUUCAGGAAAAAAUGAAAUAUCUCAACGAACAUAUCGGAGAAGGUACAGGGCAGCGGCAUUAUGAAGCCCUGUGUAUGCGAGCAGUAAACCAAUCAAUUGGCCGUGCAGUGAGGCACAGCAAAGACUAUGCGGCAGUAUUAUUGCUAGAUCAUCGCUACUCUCGGCGGAACACAACUUUAGCGUUACCAUCCUGGAUUCAAGCAUCAUUGCAAACUCAAGAAAAGUUUGGACCAGGGUUUGCUCAAAUAGCCAAGUUUUUUUCAGCCAAGAAGAAUUUGUAGAUCCUCACCAACUUUUAUCGGUGGUUUUAAGCUCAUAAACUGUUUUAUGAAGCUUCCUCUAAAAAUGCGAGAAAAGGGUGAGCUUAACCUUUUAUUCAUUUUUGUUUUCAAUUUGUUCCUUUUGUUUUUGCUACGUUUCAGAAGUCCUUUAAGUAGCUUUCCUUUUACCCUUAAAAAGUUUAUCUUAUUUCCAGUUACCUAUGAUUCUCUACCUUAAAGCUAUAUCGUCAUCCUUAAUAACAUUCAUUUUCCAAAGAUUAAAUACAGGGUUGUUAACGUUAUCACUCUGACCUUUGAAAUUUACAUGUUAAAAUUCAUAAUGACAACAGUUUCAAGGAACUUCAUUUCUAAACUGCUGCCUUGAGAAGCACUAUACCAUCUUCAUGUACACAAUAUUUUUAGCUUUUGUAAUUUUUCAUAAUUUGUUGAUUUUUUGUUUUAAAUUUUGCCAUACUUUUUCAUUGAGAAUUACUCGUGUAAAGUGAAUUUUUUCAUAAUUCUUUCUUUAUCGAGCAUUUCAUUACUUUAAUAAGUUCUGAUCCAGGAUUGUUUUAAGCGUCAUAUUUAUCAGCACGGUCUAAAGCAGUUCUAUGACUGUUUCUUCUGUUUUUAUCACAAUUCCAUGACUUUUGGUUGGUUCUUGCGUGAACAUUGAACAAUGAACAAAAAUCUUAAUGUGCUAAUCAGUUUGACUUUUUUCGAAACCUUAAAUCUAGGCAUAUUUCUCGGUAAUGCUCUCAAAGAAAUGCACCCAUCAAAUUUUUAAUUUUUUGUAUGUAUAAGUUACUUUUACAGUGCGCUAGGGUGCUCUAUGACACCUACCUGCCUUAGAAAGAAAUAAUUUAUUCUCGAAACUGGGGAAAUUUUUUCUCAAACUAAUUUGUGAUUGUAUUAAAGAAUUUAUGGUUAGACCAUUCUAAACGCA